AUGGAGUCCAGCAUGAACCUUCUGCACAAUGCAGGCAUUGAGGCCACACAUUGGCUGCAGCAGCACUUCCAAGGAUCCCAGGACUGGUUCCUCUUCAUCUCCUUUGCUGCUGACCUCAGGAACACGUUCUUUAUCCUCUUCCCCAUCUGGUUCCACUGCAGUGAGGCAGUGGGCAUCCGGCUGCUUUGGGUGGCCGUGGUCGGUGAUUGGCUCAAUCUCGUCUGCAAGUGGAUCCUUUUUGGGGAGAGACCCUACUGGUGGGUCCAUGAAACGGAUUAUUACAGCAAUACCUCCACCCCACCCAUCCAGCAGUUCCUGCUCACCUGUGAGACCGGCCCCGGGAGCCCCUCUGGCCAUGCCAUGGGUGCAGCAGGUGUGUACUACGUGAUGGUAACAGCCCUCCUCUCCAUUGCCAUGGGGAAGAAGCAGCUGAAGACACUCAAAUACUGGGUGUUCUGGGGAGUGCUUUGGACAGGCUUUUGGGCAGUUCAAGUCUGUGUCUGCCUGUCCCGAGUCUUCAUUGCUGCCCACUUCCCCCACCAGGUCAUCGCUGGAGUCAUCUCAGGGAUGGCUGUGGCCAAGACCUUCCAGCAUGUCCACUGCAUCUACAAUGCCAGCCUCCGCCAGUACCUGGGCAUCACCUUCUUCCUCUUCAGCUUUGCCCUGGGCUUCUACCUGCUGCUGCGGGUGAUCGGUGUGGAUCUACUUUGGACACUGGAGAAGGCACAAAGGUGGUGUGCCCACCCUGAGUGGGUCCACAUUGACACCACCCCCUUUGCCAGUCUCUUCCGUAACCUGGGCAUCCUCUUCGGGCUGGGGCUGGCCCUCAACUCCCACAUGUACCUGGAGAGCUGCCGGGGGAAGCAGAGCCAGCAAGUGCCCUUCCGCCUGGGCUGCAUCAUCUCCUCCCUUCUCAUCCUGCACCUCUUUGACGCCUUCAAGCCACCCUCCUAUGUGCAGCUGCUCUUCUACAUCCUCUCCUUCUGCAAGAGUGCAGCUGUGCCACUGGCCACCGUCGGCCUUAUCCCCUACUGUAUCUCCCAGUUGCUGGCCACACAGGACAAGAAGUCUGUCUAGGGCUGUCCCUGCAGGUAAUGGUGCAGCUGCCCUGGUGCUGGGCUCGAGGACAGGCAUUGGACAACUGCACAGGGA
Molecule: messenger RNA, 1152 nt
Organism: Indicator indicator
Lineage: Eukaryota; Metazoa; Chordata; Aves; Piciformes; Indicatoridae
Gene: G6PC1
Product: glucose-6-phosphatase catalytic subunit 1
Exons: 5
Coding region: 1-1077 (358 amino acids)
Biological process (GO): gluconeogenesis; glucose 6-phosphate metabolic process
Cellular component (GO): membrane
Molecular function (GO): glucose-6-phosphatase activity
Source: RefSeq, a predicted model, not a curated record